UGGCCCGAAGGGAGAUCCCGAGAAACGGCCCUGCUCCUGGACAUCAUGAUCGUGGCUGGUUUGCAGAAGCUGGCCAAGCGGAAGGGCCCGUACGAUGUCACCCCUGGCUUGUUGGACUACCUGACCAUGGACACCUACGCGUUUCCAGCUGGGCACGCCAGCCGAGCGGCCAUGCUCUCCAAGUUCUUCCUCAACCACCUGGUCUUGGCCAUCCCUCUCCGCAUCCUGCUGGUCCUCUGGGCCCUCUGCGUGGGCUUUUCCCGCGUCAUGAUCGGACGGCACCACAUCACGGAUGUCCUGUCUGGCUUUGUUUUUGGCUACUUACAGUUCAGGCUGGUGGAGUUGAUAUGGAUGUCUUCCAACACGUGUCAGAUGUUGAUAUCCAUCUGGUGAACACGGGGGACCUGAUGCCUUUGCACUGGAAACUAGCUGAUACUUUAAGAGUCUCCCUCCUGGUAUUUUCUACAUGUUAUUUGUUGGAAGCAGUUGUAACUUCCAUGAGUAGUGGCGUUUUUUAAUGUUGCUUCCUCACCUGGGAAAAAAAAAAAAAAUAGUUUCUUGCACCGGAUUGGGUUUUAGCAAUCAAGGGCCGUGCCUGUGUUUUGGCCACAUUCUCAGCCUGUGUUUGGACUGCAACCUAAUUAAGCUUUAGGGGUGAGAGAAAGGAGCUACAUGUCUGCCUAGUUUGGGUGGUUCACAUGGGCACCUUGAUGUGUCCUCAGGAUGGGCAGCGCCUGAGAGCUUCCUGAGAACAUGUUCGUUAACUCUUUUGAGGCUAAAUGAUUUUGGCCACAGCGCUUUCUUCUUUUUGUAAGCCCAGCUGUCGUGUCUUGUACAGAGUCAGGACACUGCCGGCACUUCAGAGAUAAUAAAUAAUCCUAAAAAUCC
Pterocles gutturalis (yellow-throated sandgrouse) is the source of this 888-nucleotide messenger RNA. RefSeq names its product probable lipid phosphate phosphatase PPAPDC3. Lineage: Eukaryota; Metazoa; Chordata; Aves; Pterocliformes; Pteroclidae. Gene Ontology annotation, cellular component: nuclear envelope. Bases 46 to 393 code for a protein of 115 amino acids. Gene Ontology annotation, molecular function: sphingosine-1-phosphate phosphatase activity. The transcript is spliced from 2 exons. The record is from RefSeq and is a predicted model, not a curated record.